ACUACCGCCUGCAGCCUGCCAUCUGGCUGGGCAGGCUGCUGCAGAAAGUCAGUGCUGCUGGAGAGGCUGUUCUGCCCAAUACCCAGCUGUGCUCCUGCCCAAGAAGACUGAGACCCACCAAGCAAGGAGCAAGUAAAACGGACCAAGAAAAGAGAGGAACAGUGUGACUUCAGACGUGGACACCUAGGGAAGAUCCACUCAAGAGGCUUUUAGGAUAGAAUAUGAUACCUUUGGUGAACUGAAGGUCCCGAGUGACAAAUACUAUGGUGCCCAGACCGUAAGAUCUACAAUGAACUUCAAGAUUGGAGGUGUUUCAGAAAGAAUGCCAGUUCAAGUUAUAAGGGCUUUUGGCAUCUUGAAGAGAGCAGCUGCUGAAGUAAAUCAAGAUUAUGGUCUUGACCCAAAGAUUGCUGAUGCUAUCGUAAAGGCGGCAAAUGAGGUAGCUGAAGGAAAAUUAAAUGAUCACUUUCCAUUGGUGGUGUGGCAGACUGGUUCUGGAACUCAAACCAAUAUGAAUGUCAAUGAAGUCAUCAGCAACAGAGCCAUUGAGAUAAUGGGGGGCAAACUGGGGAGCAAAAUCCCAGUACAUCCGAAUGAUCAUGUUAACAAAAGCCAGAGUUCAAAUGACACUUUCCCAACGGCAAUGCAUAUUGCUGCUGCCCAGGAGGUUAAUGAGGUGUUGUUACCAGGACUAAAGAAGCUACAGAAUGCACUUGAAGCAAAAUCCAAAGAGUUUUCCCAAAUCAUAAAAAUAGGACGCACUCAUACACAAGAUGCUGUUCCACUUACGCUUGGACAGGAAUUUAGUGGCUAUGUGCAACAAAUUAAAUAUGGUGUGGCUAGGAUUGAGUCAACCAUGCCAAGAGUGUAUCAGCUGGCAGCUGGCGGGACUGCAGUUGGUACAGGAUUAAACACAAGAAUUGGCUUUGCUGAGAAAGUUGCUGCUAAAGUGGCUGAGCUGACAGGUUUGCCUUUUGUCACUGCUCCAAAUAAGUUUGAAGCUCUUGCGGCUCAUGAUGCUCUAGUUGAACUCAGUGGAGCUAUGAACACAGUGGCAUGUAGUUUGAUGAAAAUAGCUAAUGAUAUUCGUUUCCUGGGUUCUGGACCACGCUCUGGACUAGGAGAACUCAUCCUGCCUGAAAAUGAACCAGGAAGCAGCAUCAUGCCAGGAAAAGUCAACCCUACCCAGUGUGAAGCUGUAACCAUGGUGGCAGCCCAAGUUAUGGGAAACCAUGUUGCUGUAACUGUAGGAGGUAGCAAUGGACACUUUGAACUGAAUGUUUUUAAGCCCAUGAUGAUUAAAAAUGUUUUAAACUCUGCAAGACUUCUUGGAGAUGUUUGUGUUUCUUUCACUGACAACUGCGUAGUUGGAAUCCAAGCCAAUACGGACAGGAUCAACAAACUAAUGAGUGAAUCUCUCAUGUUGGUAACAGCCCUGAACCCGCAUAUAGGAUAUGAUAAAGCAGCUAAGAUUGCCAAAACUGCGCACAAAGAAGGUACAACGUUAAAGGAAGCCGCUAUAAAGCUGGGAUUCCUGACAUCAGACCAGUUUGAUCAGUGGGUGAAGCCUAAAGAUAUGUUAGGUCCUCAGUAACUUCUGUACAAAAAAAAAAAAAGUGUUCUUAACAUAAAAAAUAAACACGGUAUGCUUGUGUUUCA
This is a messenger RNA of Gymnogyps californianus (California condor), 1659 nucleotides long. RefSeq names its product fumarate hydratase (gene FH). The coding region runs from base 290 to 1594 and encodes 434 amino acids. NCBI's taxonomy places the organism in Eukaryota, Metazoa, Chordata, Aves, Accipitriformes, Cathartidae. The record is from RefSeq and is a predicted model, not a curated record. Gene Ontology annotation, molecular function: fumarate hydratase activity. Gene Ontology annotation, biological process: tricarboxylic acid cycle; fumarate metabolic process; malate metabolic process. The transcript is spliced from 10 exons. Gene Ontology annotation, cellular component: mitochondrion; tricarboxylic acid cycle heteromeric enzyme complex.